Molecule: messenger RNA, 696 nt
Organism: Penicilliopsis zonata CBS 506.65
Lineage: Eukaryota; Fungi; Ascomycota; Eurotiomycetes; Eurotiales; Aspergillaceae
Exons: 4
Coding region: 1-696 (231 amino acids)
Source: RefSeq, a predicted model, not a curated record
AUGCCCGAACAUCCCCGUUGGGAUCGGUGUUCCCCACCGGUGCAGUCUGCCACCUAUGAAGCUCCCAAGAUCCGCUUCGCCGUCCACACCAAACGAUGCAUGGAGACGUACAUCCGGGGCAGGCCAAGGAGCAUUCGCUUUGCCGAAUUGGCUUCGUCUUUUUCUGUUGAAAACUUUGCUAGUGUCCGUCUCUUGUGUCUGUGCGUCUACGGGGGAGGGUCAGAGAGCCCAGCGUCGGACUCCAUCUUUGAACUUACGUGCAUAUGCCCGGCUCCAUCUCCACGCACGAGCACGAUUAGAGCACCAGUGGGCUCGGCCGCAAUAACCCUGCCUGUUGCCGCAAACGCGGCGGUGGAUGCCGCUCAUCCGUCCGCGCCUGUCAUUCGCAGAGCUGCGAGGUCGAUCGCCGAGAUCGGAGGGGCUCUCCUCAGCUGGGGUGUGGAUGCCCCUGUCAUCGUCACAAAUGUGCGCAUCAUCUCUCUCCAGACCGUCGUGGCGGUUCCUGUCGGAUCGUCAUACUCACUCGCCCUAGCUCCUCUCCUCAACCGUGGUCGACGGUCUCCUCGACAUCCAACGGUCGACCUGCCGGCUGCAACCUCUGCUCCACCACUACCACACAAACACACGCACACACACAGCCAAUUUUUUUUCAUGCCCACCCUUCACCUGGAAAUCGCACUGAUUCACUGCGGCUGA